This is a messenger RNA of Stereum hirsutum FP-91666 SS1, 522 nucleotides long. RefSeq lists its product as uncharacterized. Bases 1 to 522 code for a protein of 173 amino acids. The transcript is spliced from 5 exons. The record is from RefSeq and is a predicted model, not a curated record. Lineage: Eukaryota; Fungi; Basidiomycota; Agaricomycetes; Russulales; Stereaceae.
AUGUCCGCCAUGAACAUAACCAACACCGCUAUUUUGCUCGCGCCUGACGACGGUGGGCGCUGGAUCCUCAGGACCUACGCCAUGAAGAAAUAUAACCUGGCUGCGAGCGACCUCGACUCUAUCCUGCCCAGAUCCAGCGAACCAAACCGCUACGGAAGUCGUUGGACCGAACUCAAGUACAAUGAGAGCGACGUCGUAGAACUAGCAGCGCGCCUAAAUGCGGUUCUUUUCACCGGCAACGCGCCAUUGGCGAUGACAGUUGGUCCGGAGAUAGCGAGACUUGACGCUAUGAUACAAUAUAAAAUCACGAACUGUCAGAUGGAUAGAAUCCAGCCCGUUAGGAUCGAAGUGGACCCGGACCCUAACAGCUCUACGGGCUUCAUCAAGUACUACAACCAAAGUGACGUAGUGGCCCUUUCCAAUCAAAUUUGGAAUGCCGCCACUCAUCCGACUUGUCAUGGACAACCCAUUCCAUUCGACCCCUUCGCCUCGCCCAGUGACGAUGUCGACAUGGAAUUUUGA